Messenger RNA from Peniophora sp. CBMAI 1063, 1716 nucleotides. NCBI's taxonomy places the organism in Eukaryota, Fungi, Basidiomycota, Agaricomycetes, Russulales, Peniophoraceae. The record is from the annotation of a GenBank genome assembly.
AUGUCCACCGUUGAAUCUCUCUCCAAUGCUAUACACGCGCUCUCGACCGAGGAUGUGACAGAACGUUCUGCGGCACUGAAGACAGACGCCAACAAGCUCUUCGGGGAGAAGAAGUAUGACGACGCCAUCAGGCUAUACUCUCAAGCGAUUGCAAUCGAUAAGGAUAAUGCACUCUUGUAUUGCAAUCGGUCUGCCUCAUACUUCGCCCUUCAUGCCUUUGGCAAGGCCUGCCAGGAUGCGGCCAAGGCAUCCGAACUUGACCCGUCAUACACCAAAGCCUACUACAGACUAGCUGCGUCCCAACAUGCGCUGCAACUCUACGGCAAAUCGGCCCGAUCUUGGAAACGGGCUAUCGACAGCAUAUCUUCGGACGAUGCCAACGGAGCAAACGCCAAACUUCGCGCCGACUACACGAAACACUACAAAAAGGCGCAACGCUUACAUGCUCGUCUAGAGCAGGCGUCGAAGCCGAUUACUGGCCAUCCAGACAAGUUGCAGAUCGUCGUAGAAGGCAGGAAAUUUCCCUGGGAUCGUGCUCAGGAGAUGAUACCGUAUCUCCUGCAGCGAGGCAUCACAACGAGUAGUGCUUAUGCUCUGGUCAGCGCUAGGCAGACCGUUUCACGGGUGAUCGCUCUCCUGGCGUUGGCCCGGGCUCAGGGUCCUAACAAGGGUAUAGGCGCGACUGGAGUAGUGUCACUUCUAUCAAACGCCAUACUUGCCGAGCCGCGCAGCCUCUUCCUCAGUUACAAAGACAUACUUCCUAAUCUGGAGUUUCAAAUGAAGAUGGAGCUUAACAUAGGCCGCACACCUAAGGAGUUAGUGGAGGUCAAAGCAUUCGGCAACGGCAUUCGCGCGUUACAUGCUGAAGGUGGUCACGAUCUAUCACGAAAGGCUUUUGCUUUAGGCGUACGUGCAGGAAUUAUUGACGCAUUCAUGAUGGGUAAAGCUGGGCGUGUAUUCGAUAAAGCAGUGGAACGGUACGACAAGGUUCUUACCAUUCUCGAAUGGGGUAAGAACGAGUGGCACGGAGUACCGGACGAGGAACGUGGCGUUGUUUUUAAUGAUACUUUUAUACGAGGGGUGAAGAUGUUGCGGUUGCAGGCUUAUCACCAAGCACUAGGCCAAUCCACAACAGACACCGGAAUUAUUAACCUGGAUGGCCUGGGGAAGGAUCUAAAUGAACUUACGAACGAGAUCGCUAGAGACGGCCUUCCUGCUGAAGAGGAUCCGGGAUUCCGCUAUUCCUUCUUUUACAAUAUUUUGGCGGAAGUUUUUGCGUUGAGAGGCUACUUCACCUAUAAUCACGUAGCGCUCCUCUCACCGAAGAGGCCGGAGGUUGUCGAUGCUUGUAAGAAAAACCUUAGGCUUGCGGCAGAGUGCUAUAGCAAUGCUGCGAAGACAUUGCCUGAAGACGAUGAGAAUCAUUGCUGGUACCUCAAGGUUGGUCUCGACCAGCUCUUCUCUGCCGGAGAGCCGCUACGCAUCACAUUGCCUAUCAUGGAGACUAUACGAACUAGAAUCCCAAUCUCAGAGGAGAUCUGGCGCUUUAGCGAGAGAGGUCUAGAUCCCGACAGCAGGGAGAGAGCUUACGAUGACCUCGCCACGUUCGAAAGCCAAGUGAAGGCGAUGCUCGCGACUGGGGCGUGCACCCUAGACCAGCACGUCGCACCUACAUGGGCGGAUCCGAAGAGGUAUUUCGGGGAUAUUCCUGUCUGA